AAAUAAAAUAAAAUCAGAAGAAAGCGAAAAUGUUACAUGAAGACAAUUUUUGGCUUUCAACAAACACACACGCCAAAGUGGUCACCCUGUUGUAAUUAAAUGUUGUGUUAAUGAAUUCUAAUCACAGCUUCGUCUCCAGCGUAGAAGCUUUUCUGGACGAUCUGGCUCGGCAACACGAGCAGCUGUUUGCUGGGCUGUGAUUGAUUGGACCGCGGGCCUGAAGAAUUUGCAUAUAGCAGCAAUAGAAGCAACAACAGGAGCGUGCAAAACACACACACAUGUACACAAAGCAUCCAGUGGAUGGUGAGGGAGCUUUGCUGGAGUCUGUAGGUGGUGAUGUGCGACAUAGUGUGAAGGCCGACAAAGUUUGCCACAUUCGAGGGAAUGUCGUCUUCACACAGAAUGGAGGAUGGACACGGUUGGGAGGAGGAAGCGGAGCAACUUGAACCUCCUUUGCCGCUCAAGUCUGACGAGGAUGAUGGUGGGGCCUGGCCGUUCUUGCCACUUGCUCACCACUAUGUGCACCGCACACAUGACUUCCACCCUGAGAUGUGUCAUGACUUGAGUCGCCACUGUGCUCUGUGCUGCCAUCAGCGAAGAAGCCCCGAACCACCCUCCCAAAACUGGCUACGAAGCCAGGUGUCGCCGAGCGUCUCGGUGAACGUGCCGCACUUCUUUGUGCCGCCUGAAGAGCUCGUGUCGAGAGUCAGCGGUGUGACGACGACAACGGCGGCGGUCUCCUCGGCGGCGGUCUCUUCGGCGGCCUCGCACGCACACCAGAGACGACGAAGCCUGCCAAAGGAGUCGAGAAACAUCUUCAUCACCUACUCCUCGGACUCGUCUUGUGAGAUGAUCGGCCUCGUUGACUUCCUGUCCAAACAUGGCUUCCAACCUGCCAUGGACACAGUUGACAGGCCCCGUACAAACGUGGACGUCAUCACUUGGGAGCACGCUUUCAUUAAAGACCCAUCCACCCCCAUCAUUGUGGCUAUCAGUCCGCGCUACAAGGCAGACAUUGAAGGCUGUGCUGUGCACACACGCGGUUUGCACACUAAAUACAUUUACUCCAUGAUGCAGCAUGAAUUCAUCCAACAGGGCAGCUUGAACUUCCGGUUCAUCCCUGUGCUCUUCCUCGAUGCCUCCCAGGAGGACGUUCCGGCUUGGCUUCAGAACACGCGUGUCUACCGCUGGCCGCGGGACACGAACGACCUGUUGCUGCGACUGCUGAGGGAGGAGAGGUUUGUUCUUCCUCCGGUGCCCGUGGAGCUCUCCCUCAUCAUCACACCUGUGGCUACCACAUCUUAAAUCCUACCAUAAUAGCUCUAUAUGGAUCUUUCAAGGAUUGGAAGACACUUUAGGAACCAACAUUUUUUUUUUUUAAAUGGCCAUUAAUAUUACUGUAAUUUGUAUAAUGCGCACCCAUGUAUAAUACGCACCCCCAAAGUUGACCUCAAAAUUUUGGAAAACCCUUCUACCUAUGUAUAAUGCAUUUUUACCAUGCAUGAUUUUGCUUCUACCCAGAUGAUCAAAACAUGAAGUAUUAUCUGUAUUUUGUUAGUUUUUUCAAAAAAUUAUUCUGAAGUUAAGCAUUUUAUUUGAACACACAAUACUUUCUUUUUAUUUACUUGUUAUUAUUUUGAAAUUCACAGCCCUACUUUUAUUUAGUAAAUGAGAAACACACAGUUGUGCUCAUACGUUUGAUUACCCAGGCAGAAUUUGUAAGAUGUGUACAAUUCUUUAAAGAACACAUGAAGGACCAGGUGAAACACAUUUAAUUUUAUUUUAAUGAGAUUCAAAUUAAACUGUCAAGCAUUUCAGAAAAGCAUGAUCAUUAAACAAAACAUAACCAUCAAGAAAUUCAUGAUGGCUGUUGUUCAGUCAUCAUUCGUAUUAAAAAAAAAACAAUAUUUCACAAAUUCUGCCUGGGUAAACUUAUGACCACAAUGAUACAUAUUUGCAGUCAUAUGUACCCCUGUUAUAAGUCACUGAUGGUGUAGUGGUACACUCGCCUGACUUUGGUGCGGGCAGCGUGGGUUCAGUUCCCACUCAGUGACGGUGUGAAUGCGAGUACGAAUGGUUGUCUAUGUCUACGUGUGACCUGCGACUGACUGGCGACCAGUUCGGGGUGUAGUCCGCCUUUCGCCCAAAGUCCGCUGGGAUAGGCUCUGGCACCCCGCGACCCUAACCAGGAUAAGCGGUGUUGAAAAUGGAUGGAUGGAUGUACCCCUGUUAUAUUGGAAUGAAUGUGUAGGCUACACCUUUUUCAUAACCAUUAGGUGACUGUGACAUACUAGAAUGAAAGUGUACAACAUUUUUAUAACCUCUAGAUGGUAGCAUACAUUUAUAAAAUGUAAAAGUUGUUUCUUUUCCCCCUAUACCUAUGUAUAAUGCGCACUCUUGACUUUUGACAUUUUUUGUGAGGGGAAAAAAAUUUGCAUUACACAUGAAAAAUUAUGGAACUUUGAUUACAGUAAUAGGAUAGUAAAUCAAUGUUUAUGUUAGAGCUUCUACUCAAGAGAACAUGCUAGCUGUGUUAGCUGCUAUGCUAGCUGGGCCACGAACAAACUUUGAUAUUUGUAUGUCUGAACAAUUUUGAAAAGUACAAGAGGGGACAUAACUUGGGUCUACCAAAAGUCAGAGCAAUUAGCUUGAUGUAAUUUCUGCUCACUUUUUCUUUUUAGGUUUUAGUAACAGGGUUGCGUGUACUUUGAGAGAAACAACUUCCAAGCAUAAUUACAACUAUUUAAAAUACAUCCGUGAUCAAAUAAAAUUUUGUAAGGAAGGUAUAUUAACAAUCAUACCAAAAAAAAAAACAACAGAUUUAAAACGCAUUUUAUCUGUAUGUGUUAUCGAUAUAUUGUCCAUCAUCAAGAGGAAGGAACAAGGCAAAAAAAAAAUAUCAUUUUAGGGGCUAAUCAAGAGCCACUUUUAUGAUGGCUACAGUUACAGUUAAAAAUACAGCUUGGUUUGGUCUUGCUGGAAGAACAAAAUUUGAACCAGUGUUUUGAAAUCUGACAGGCAUUUAUUUGAGUCCUUAGAAUAAUUAUAUGGUAAAUAUUAAAUGAGCUUCCACUUGUACAGCGCUAUUCUACCUUCAAGGUACUCAAAGCCCUUUGAUUAACAUGCAUACUGUAAAUACAUAACGACAUGCUAUACUUAUAUCUGCUCUCGCCUCGCCCCCAGGCUUCUUCCUCCACCUUCCAAAAACAUGCCAUUUGAACAUGGUUGUGUUGACUUUUUAUAUCCACUGUAACCACCUUUCACCUCCUUUGUUAAUAUUUGUAUUACUGACUGUGUUGAUUGUGUUACCAGAAAUAAAUACAUAAGUCAAUUACAGUU
Molecule: messenger RNA, 3339 nt
Organism: Phyllopteryx taeniolatus (common seadragon)
Lineage: Eukaryota; Metazoa; Chordata; Actinopteri; Syngnathiformes; Syngnathidae
Product: E3 ubiquitin ligase TRAF3IP2-like
Exons: 9
Coding region: 385-1305 (306 amino acids)
Biological process (GO): humoral immune response; positive regulation of canonical NF-kappaB signal transduction
Source: RefSeq, a predicted model, not a curated record